Molecule: messenger RNA, 2412 nt
Organism: Annulohypoxylon maeteangense
Lineage: Eukaryota; Fungi; Ascomycota; Sordariomycetes; Xylariales; Hypoxylaceae
Product: glycosyltransferase family 2 protein
Exons: 4
Coding region: 1-2412 (803 amino acids)
Cellular component (GO): cell septum; cell periphery
Molecular function (GO): chitin synthase activity
Source: RefSeq, a predicted model, not a curated record
AUGCCUGGUCAGCCUAUGAGCAGAAAAGAGAGCAAUCCGUUCUCUGACAAACAUGAACAACAUGAACGCUCUUCGAUAGAAGGGUCAUCCGCAGACCCUUCAAAGGCGUCUAAUGUAUAUCCAUCGUCUCGAACGUUAUCUCACCAUGAAGGGUCUGAGAUAUUCUUCACGCCGCUUGCUACCCCUAUGCCAGGGGAAGCUAUCGGCUCCGAUGUUGCGAUGGGAUUAUCUCCACAGUUCUUCGAGAAAGGUGCGGAUGCAGACCGGCUUCCUAGCGCAUUAGGGUCACCGACGUCUCAAUUUUCGUCUUCGGUACCUACGACACCUUCGACGGCUCUGUCUGAGGUUGAGUCCGAAUCUGACGGUGAGCGAGAAGUAGAUAUUCAUAAUCUACCUCCUCUUACGGUCAACAUAACGAGUUCAGCCAUAGCCGCUGAGGCUAUAGACCCCGAACUCAUAAGGAAGGGAAAAAGAAAAGUCAAGAUACACAAGUACAUGGCGAUAGCUUUCAUCUUCUCCUUGAAUUUCAUAUUGAUCUUUGCGACUUGGUAUUGGCCUAGAUUCUAUUACCUUUACCUGCCACUGAUUUCAUUGCCACUUGUUCUAAACUGUGUCAUGAUCUUCGAUGUCAUUGUAUGGACCUUGAAAAACAAGGUUGUCAAGCCGAAGAAGGUCAUACCCGAGACCCCGGAAGACUUGGUUCUAUUGAUGCCUUGUUACAACGAAACCUUCGAGGAGUGUACUAGGUCGCUUGACUCACUCGUCAAUCAAGUCAACAUCAGCCAGCACAAACAAGCGAUCAUGGUUAUCUGCGAUGGUAAGGUCCGCGGGCCUGGUAUGGAGAAGUCUACCGCCGACUAUCUUCUACAGGACAUAUUCGCCGAUCAGACCGAGCGGAGGAUGCUUCGUGCUGCAUAUGUCGCAUGGGAUGGGCAGUCGAUGGAUGUCGAAAUUGCGAGAGGAAUGUACAAAGGCAUACCAUUCUACUGCAUCGUCAAGCAGCAAAACCAAGGCAAGCGAGACAGUUUGAUUGUUGUUCGGUCAUUCGUCCACAACUUCAAUGUACGCCACAGACGUCCAAAGGUUAUCUUUAACCCCGAAUUCUUCAAGUCCAUGACCGACUUCCUUGUCAAGGAUGCACACAUCAAGCACUGCGAACUGCUCAUCGGUAUGGAUGCCGACACGGUGUUUGCGAAAGACUGUAUUAGCCAUCUCGUUGACGAGUCUCACUAUCCCGGUACCGUCGGUGUCUGCGGUUACGUUGCCGUUGAUUUCUCAACUGGCAAGUGGAACAUCUGGUCCAUCUAUCAAAAUGCUGAAUAUACCAUCGCCCAAGGAUUACGGCGUCUUCACCAGAGUCUCUGUACCAAGAAAGUAUCUUGUCUACCCGGAUGUUGCCAAGCGCUUCGUGUUUGCGAAGAGACGUGUGGUGACUUUAUCCUUGUCCAAGAAUUCGGCUACCACCCAAAACCAACAGACGGCAUCAUCAAGCGUAUCCGCGCUACGGCCUCCGAGGACCGCAACCACGUGUGCUUGAUGCUUAUGACGUUCCCCAAGGCCAAGACACGACAGGCUUUGAGAGCAUACGCCUUUACAGAUGUCCCUCACACACUCUCGGUCUUCCUCAGUCAGCGUCGCCGAUGGACGCUCGGCGCAACAGGAAACGAUCUAAUGUUACUCGUCGAAGCAUCGUGGAGAUUCAACCUUUGGGAACGAAUUGUCGCACUUUCUAACUGCCUGACCUGGGUCCUUAACUUCUUCGUUAUUGCCAGCUUGGGUGUCAUGAUCUACGCAUUCAUGCACCAACCGGCGUGGAUCAUCUUGAUUUUCGCGUCUAUUAUGAUCAUCCCCCUUUGCUUUUACUUCAGCAUGGUGUUCUGGUUGUGUCGUAGCUGGGAUGAGCGGCGCCAGUUCCUCAUGGGCUUAGUCAUUUUCACCACGUGCGGCCCUUUCAUCAACAUCUGUGUGACCAUCUACGCGUGCAUUUACAUGGACAACUUCGGUUGGGGAAAGACGCGCAAGGUUAUCGAGGAGACCGAGACGGGUGAAGCUGAGGAACCUGACUGGCAGGCACAGCUCGACCGAUUCGAGGACGCGCUUAAUAACGAUGAGAAGAUCGUCGGCACCCUGGUUCCUGACGUAGAGAAUCAACUGGAUCCUGCAGUUUACCGAACGCCGUUCACGGUGCCGACUCCGGAUCCGAGCAGGCUUACGAGCAGAAACCCUAGUUAUAAUCUACAGCCGCCUACUCCUCCUACCGGGACCACGGAACCGGAGCCUAAACCUACCCAUCUUCAGGUUCCGGGCACAUUUAUCACCGACAGCAGGACUGCCAAUUACUACUUAACACGUCCCGCACCCACUCACAUGCCUCCCCAUGUCCUUCACGACAUCGAAAAAGCAGCAACGUAA